Closterium sp. NIES-65 is the source of this 11907-nucleotide messenger RNA. The record is from the annotation of a GenBank genome assembly. NCBI's taxonomy places the organism in Eukaryota, Viridiplantae, Streptophyta, Zygnematophyceae, Desmidiales, Closteriaceae.
AUGGCCCGUGCAAGCACGUGUGGCGGCGACAAGGCGGAGUUGAGAAAAGGGUCGUGGACGGCGGAGGAGGACGAGCUGCUCGUGAAAUGCAUCGCGGAACACGGCGACGGCAACUGGAGCGCCAUUCCCAGGAAAGCCGGGUUGCAGCGGUGCGGCAAGAGCUGUCGCCUGCGAUGGACCAACUACCUGCGGCCCGACUUGAAGCGAGGCGCGUUUUCGCGCGACGAGGAGGAUCUCGUGGUGCGCCUGCACCGUCAGAUGGGCAACCGUUGGGCGAAGAUCGCGCUCGAGAUGCCGGGGCGCACCGACAACGACAUUAAGAACCACUGGAACACUCGAUUAAAGCGGCGACUGAGGGACCUCGGCGUCGAUCCCGACUUGCACCUCCCACUGCCCUCCGCGCCGCCCCUGCUCGCCCCCUCUAGCCUCCUCGCCGCCGCUCUGGGGGAGGAUCCGCGAAAGGGAGUCCCCGCGGGGCCUGCUCCGCUGGCGGUAGCAUCGGCGCAAAGCGUUGAUGAACCUCUGUCAAAACGUCGUCGCGUGGAUGAGUCGACGCACGACGCGGGUUUCGCGUCGCCCACCGGUUCCUCCUCCCAGCUCCUCCCUCCCCUCCACGCCCCCGCCGCUCCCCGUCCCGCUCCCCGCGCACCUCCCGGUGCGCCUCCCUCCCCGUGCAACCUCCCCCCUUCCGCCAUCACUUCCCCUUUCGCACCAGCGGGAGAAGCUUCCCCCAGGACUCCCUCCGCCGACGACGAUAGUCCUUCCGCUUCUUCCGCUUCCCCCUGCGACAGCCCUUCCGCCCACUUCCCGGCGAGCCCGCCACUGCCUUCUGAGCCCCUUGCGCUUGCUCCCUUGGCGGUGCCCGCGCGCACAACGCCCAGGGUACUGGCGGAAGCGGAGGCAAAAUGGCGCAGUCCGCGCCCAGGCCGCGCAUGGCGGGAAGGGUCUGGCGUUGACGGGGAAGAUCAAGCUGGGAUGGGACAAGGGGGCGAGGUGGAGGUUGGUAGCAUCAACGCAGGCACCACAGUCUCCACAGGCGCCACGCGCAGUCAGCCCAGCAGGGGCGUGACUGAUAAUACGGCAAUGCCCCCUCCUGCGUGCUUAGAAGCUGGCCUGACUAGGUCACAGCCAAGCACUCAGGCUGCAUUGACACGGCUGACUGCGCUGCUUGGCAGUGCAGGGCGGGUGAGAGCAGGGUUCAGAAUGCCCCCUCGCCUCAUCAUCCCGUGCCUUCCUGGGGACACUGAAGCAGAUGCCACUGUCAGCGCUGUAGCUGGGAUGGACGUUCCUGCAGGUCUGGGUGUGGGUGGAGGGAGCAACCUGGCAGCAGGCGCGACGGCUGAUACCACCAUGGUGUCUGAGAAAUUGCCCAGCCCCCUCGCGCUCAUCAACAGGUUAGUUACCCGCAUGAUUUUACUGUGGCGCAAUUUCCAAUUUCCGCACGAAUCUCCAUCGUUUCCCUCCGCCGAUUCCCUGCAGGUGCGGCAGCUGGAGGAGGGUUUGCGCGGGUCAUGGCACCCGGCGGUGGUGGUGGGUGUGGAAGACGGCUGGCGCGUCGUGCAGUACCAGGAGCUUAUCACAGACGACCUCUCCGAGCCGCUCGUCGAAGCCAUUCCUCUCGCGUCCUACUUUACCUCGGGAACUCCGUGCCAGGCUCCACCCCCCGAUUCCCCGUGGAAAACUCUGAUCGAGUCCGCAAUGGCGAAAUUCGCGAAGCUGGUAACGGCGGACGGGGUGAACGGCCGCGCGGUGAAGCCGGUGCUGCGGCCGCGCCCGCCGCAGGAGCACGUGCCGUCGUACAGGCGGUGGCGCGCGGGCGCGCCGGUGGACAUGCUGUGCAACGACGCGUGGUGGGAGGGGUUCCUCCUCGCGGACGUCGUGCGCGUCGGCAAGCGCACGGAAGUACCCGUGGAGUUUCCCGACGAAGCGACGUCGGAGUCGGUUGCGAUCGGUUUGUUGCGGUUCGGUCAGGAUUGGGACGAGCGCACGGGCGAGUGGCACCCGCGGAAGGUGGAGGGGGCUGCGGCGAUGAUUGCGGGUAGCGGAAGCGCGGGUUGCGAGAACGGCGUAGCGAGACUUAGCUUGAAGCCGCGCGGGGAUGGUCGAGGGGAUGAGAACGGCGCGAUUAGCAGCGAGCUUGCGCACGAACAGACAGCCUCGAUAACACCGAGAACAGGGGCUAGUUUGGAUGGAGGCUCUGAAGCAGUUCCUGAUGCUGCUGCAGCCGACACUCCCAAGGUGGCCUCUGGUGGCCUGGAUACGACUACUAGGGCAGACAUGGGGCGUUAUAGCGGCGGAAAGAAGAUCAGGCGCAGGGACUCAGGUUUAGGGUUAGGGUUAGGGUUAGGGUUGGGUCACGGUGCGGGCGCAGGCACGGGGCUCGGCGUGCUGCAUUCACGGGGCGCAGGAUCGCAGCACGUACGGGAGGUGAACGAAGUGUCUGAUGUGAGCCAGGCGAGAGAAGGGAGAGGGUUGAGAGACGGCAGAUUGGCGGGAGAGGCGGGAGAGGCGAGUGGGGUGAAUCAGCACGAGGCUGGGUCGCCCUUGGACAGGGUUGCGCCGAGGGGAAAGCGCGUGACGGAGCAGAAGCGAGUGAGCAUGGGCGGAGGGGGAGGGCCAGGGGGGAAGCACGCGGCGGGUGAGGGCAGCGCGGGGAGGCGGAGAGAGGGCGCAGUGGUGAUCGGCAAGGGGACCAAGGCGCAGGGCAGCAGAGGCAGGGCGCGGCAGUUGCGGGUGAGAGAGGCCCCUGGGGCAGCGGACGAGGCAGCAGGGGAGGCAGCCGGAGGUGGGUUUGCCCCAGACUCCGCGGAGCACGCGGGCAGCGCGGACGUUCCCCCCGCGCGCAGGGCUCCCGCGCACAAGAAGCACUCUAUAGCGAAGGUCUACCCGCCUGGGAGGGACCUAGCGCGGCUGAUAGACCAAGGGCUGGUGAGAGACGGCGAGGCAGUCGAGUAUAGGGACAUGCGGGAGAGGCGCGCGCUCAAGAGCGGGCGGCUGUCGCGGCAGGGCGUGACGUGCGACUGCUGCGGACGCAUGUUUAACCUCUCUGGGUUUGAGGCGCACACAGGGGUGACGUACAGGCGCCCCGCGGCGAAUAUGUUUCUGGAGGACGGGCGGACGCUGGCCGUGUGCAAGAUGGAGGCGGAGAGGAGCGCGUAUGGGGGAGGCACAGGCGCAGGCGUGAGCGCUGCUGGGGGUGGGGAUGGAGGUGGGGUGGCUGCGGGGAAUGGCGCAGUGAGGGAGGCAGGCGGGAGGGGAACGUCAGGUGGUGGGCGGGAGGAGGGGAAGGGGGAGGGGGCAGCGGCGAGGAAGGUGGUGAGAGUGAAGGGGCUGGGGUCGAAGGUGAAAGGCGCAGGGGGUGAGGGGGGCGGGGAGGGCGCGGAAGGGGAGGGGGGAGCGGGGGAGCGGAAUGACUACAGUGAUGUGCUGUGUAGGCUGUGUGGGGAUGGUGGCGAGCUGCUGUGCUGCGAUGCAUGCCCUGCCACACUGCACCUGCCCUGCGCUGGCCUGCAGGCGUUGCCGGGGGGCAACUGGUUCUGUCCGGCAUGCCGCUGCUCCAUCUGCGGGGGCAGCCACUACGGCACGCAGGGCUUUGGCGACGACACCGUCAUCUUCUGCGACCAGUGCGAGCGCGAGUGUGAGUUGAAGGAGGGGUGUAGGGUUUACACACCACCUCCUGCCCUUGCACUCAUUGGCUCCCCUUGCCAGUUCCGCACUCCCUGUGCUGCAUUGCAUUAUCAUGUGAGCUGUCUCAGGGACAUGGGGUGGGCGGAUCUCAAGGAGCUGCCCACCGGCCGUUUCUUCUGCCGCCCACAGUGCCGCACCGUAUUCUUCGGCCUGCAACGCCUCAUAGGCAAGCCCAUCUCCCUCCCGGGCGGCUUCUCCUGGACGCUUCUGCACGCGGAGGGCCCGCGCAGCGAAGCAGGUUCAGUGACCAAGGAGGAGCGGCGGCACGACAACCUACUGAGGGAGCGAACAGGCGAGGUGGAGAGGAAGCUGCGGUGCGGCAUGGAGGUGAUGAGGGAGUGCUUCCACCCCAUCAAGGACGCCUUCACCGGCGAGGACCUCGUCCCCAUCAUCGUGCACAGCAAGAGCACGAAGCAUCGGGACUAUUCGGGGUUCUACACUGCAGUGCUGCAGCAGGGCAAGGAGUCCAUCACCGCCGCCAGCAUCAGGGUGUACGGCUGUGAGCUAGCAGAGAUGCCCCUCAUCGGAACCCGUUUCCGCUACCGCCGCCAGGGCAUGUGCCGGCGCCUGCUGCAGCAGAUAGAGCACCUGCUCGCCUCCCUGGGCGUUUGCAGGUUCCUCCUGCCAGCUGUCCCCGAGGCCGAUGCCACGUGGCGCCAGGGCUUUGGCUUUGCUGACAUGUCAGCGGAGGGGCGGCGGCAGCUGCUACAGCUGGACGUGCUGGUUUUCCCCGGGACGGCUGUUUUGGAAAAGGCGCUGCCGGUCCUGCCGCCCGCUGCCGCCCCUGCCGCCCUGCCGCCGCUUAUGGCUGGGCCGGCUGGGCAGUGGAAGCUGGGGACUGGAGGGAGAGGGGCGGGAGGGGCGGGUGGAGCAGCAGCAGGGGGGCCGGGGGGGGUGAGGGCGGCAGGGGCGGUGGUUGGGGGGAGACUGGGGGGCAGGAGGGGGAUGGGGAGGGGCGGGGGAAAGCUGAUGCUGCCUGGACGGAAGGGCGCAGGAAGGGGCCUGGGGCGGGGAGGGAAGUUUAGCCUAAGGGCUCUCCCGUCUCCCUCUGCCCGUCACUCUGCUCUCCCUCCCACCCCUCACACUCCCCCACUCCCCGCCAUUUCUCCCGGGAAGCACCAUAAGGGAGGGGGGAGAGUGCGCCUCCCCCUGAAAAUCCACCCUUUGCCGGAGGAUCUGAGGUGGCGGGGGGGAGAGGGGGAGAUUCGACUGGUGAAAUACAAGAACUGGCCGGCUAGUGUGCUGCGGCAGCGGCAUAAGCAGCGGCUGGCGCAUUUGGAGGGGUUGGGAAAGGUGGGAGCGGGUGCGGAGCUGUUGAGUGUGGUGGUGGGGUAUGUGGGGCUGCCGUGGCGCGUGCUGCAGUGGGGUGGGGAAGGGGCGGAGUGGGUGGGUGCAAGGGAGGACGAGGAGGGUCAAGAGGAAGGCACCGGUGCUGCAACUGCCACUGCUGCUGGCACCGCAGAGGCGGGUGGUGAUGCAGUUGAGUUGAAAGCAGAGGAGAUGACUGAGGGGGAGGCAGAGGGGAACGGGGAGAGGGAGGCCGAAGGAAGUGCAGAGAGAGAAGCAACAGAGAAUGCACAGAAAGGGGUAGAGUGUGAGGAUGAGGAGAAACCAGAGAGUAGGGCUGCAGACGGGGAUGUGAAGGGGAGGCAACUGCGGGGGAGGGGUGAAGGAACAUCGGGUGCGGUUAGGAGUGGUGCGAAGCGGUGGAGUGAGCAGCAGGGGCAGAGAAAGGCAGCACGGCAGUCCCCUAGGCUGGCAGAGUUGGGAGCGGAGAAGCAACUCAAGGCAGGCAAAGCAGUGAAAGCAACCAACAUGAGCAAAACGGUUCCUGCGGGCAAGGCUAGCAAGGCAAGCGGCAUGAGUCACAUGGUUGCUACCAAUACAAACAUCACGAGCAACACAAACAACACGAGCAAUGGAGGGAUUAUGAGUAAUAUGGGUGACGAAUGUGAGGCAGUGGUGCCGAGUAGGGAGUGGGGCAAGGAGGGGCGGCGAGGGCCCAUGCUGGUGGUGAUCGCUCUUGAGGCCCCUGAACGCGUGGAGGGGCCUCUGGAUGCUGCGUAUUGGGCUCAGGUGGAGGAGGAUGCGAGGCGGUGCAGAGCGGUGGAGGAGGGUGAGGGGGCGGGGGAUUUGGGGCGAGAGAAGGGAGAGGAGGGAGAGGGAGGAGAGGGGGAAGAGGGGGGAGAGGGGGGAGAAAGGGGAGAGGAGGAAGAGGAGGGGGCACCUGGUGGGACUGGUGGGAGAGGUGGGGAUGGGGAGGACGAAGGAGGGAUGGUGGAUGUGGAAGCAGGAGCACGGACAGGCAGAGCAGCAGCAGAAGCAGGUGAGGCAGGUGAGGGGGCGGAGGGUGGGGAGGCAGCAGAGCCAGUGCGCACACCUUCAGCAGCAGCAGCAGCCGCAGGGGGGCGAGGUGAAGCAGGGAGGCGGGCGGCAGGGGCAGCAGGGGCAGCAGGGGCAGCAGGGGCAGGAGGAGCAGGAGUGCGUGUGGGAGGGGAGCGGGUGUGGGUGAGCGCGGAAGCUCUGCAGCGGGUGGUGCGCACGUUUGGCAUCGAGGAGAUGUGGCGCGCCGUGCCUGUGGAGGUGAUUGUGGGGGCAGUGGAGGAGGACGGGGCGGGUGAGAUGGGAGGGGCAGAUGCGGUGGAUGAGAUGGGUAUGAUGGGUGCAAUGGAUGGGGGGGAUGGGUUGGAUGCAAUGGGUGAGGCAGAGCAGUUGUUGCUAGAGGGGAUGCAUGGGGAAGGGAUGGAGCUGAGUACGGUUCAGAGUGGUGAUGGUGCUAUGUGGAGGUCUGUGCCUGACACACCGCCGCCAGAGCUUUCCCUGCCGCCCAUCGGGCAGCGUCCUUUGGCUUUCCAGUUGCCGCCCAGUGCUUUUGAACCUUCACCCAAUGCUACGCCGUGCACACUGCAAGCCUCUCAUGACACCUGCCUCCAGAUGACACCUGCCUCCCAGAUGACACCUGCCUCCCAGAUGACACCUGCCUCCCAGAUGACACCUGCCUCCCAGAUGACACCUGCCUCCCAGAUGACACCUGCCUCCCAGAUGACACCUGCCUCCCAGAUGACACCUGCCUCCCAGAUGACACCUGCCUCCCAGAUGACACCUGCCUUCCAGACGACACCUGCCUCUCAGAUGUCACCUGCCUCUCAGAUGACACCUGCCUCACACACGCCUCUUGGAAUCACGGAGCCAACUCCCACUGUUUUCGAGGCGAUUCCUGCAGCCUCCCUGCCGGGAGAUGCUGCCUCUGUGUUGCUGCUUGAGGCAGGGUCAGCAGUGAAAGGAGAGGAGCGCGUAGCAGAUGGUGAUUCCAUUGGGGCCGGCAGAGAGGAGGGUGCGCGGGAGAGAGUGGGCGAAGGGGUGGUAGGGGAAGCAGAGGGCGCCAUGGGUGCAUUGCAGCUCGCACCAGCCAGUGGGGCUCGAGAUUCCUCUCCCAUUCCUCGUUCGCUCUCUGCUGCUCAUGCACCAGAGGGCGUGGCAGCAGAGGGCGUGGCACCAGAGGGCGUGGCAGCAGAGGGUGUGGCAGCAGAGGGCGUGGCACCAGAGGGCGUGGCAGCAGAGGGUGUGGCAGCAGAGGGCGUGGCAGCAGAGGGCGUGGCAGCAGAGGGCGUGGCAGCAGAGGGUGUGGCAGCAGAGGGUGUGGCAGCAGAGGGCGUGGCAGCAGAGGGCGUGGCAGCAGAGGGUGUGGCACCAGAGGGCGUGGCAGCAGAGGGUGUGGCACCUGAGGAUGUGGCACCUGAGGAUGUGGCACCUGAGGAUGUGGCACCUGAGGAUGUGGCACCUGAGGAUGUGGCACCUGAGGAUGUGGCACCUGAGGAUGUGGCACCUGAGGAUGUGGCACCUGCGGAUGUGGCACCUGCGGAUGUGGCACCUGCGGAUGUGGCACCUGCGGAUGUGGCACCUGCGGAUGUGGCACCUGGGAGUGUGGCACCUGAAGGUGUGGCUCUUGAGAGUGUGGCACCAGAGAGUAUGGCACCUGAGCCAGCAGGAGCACUAACACCAGCUGGCCGUUGUGACAACUCAUGCCACAACUCUCACCACAAGUCGCACGACCCCUCGCCUUUGCCACUGCAACACCCCGUGCUUCUGCCCAGCCCUGCUGCUGUCUCCCCGGCCCUCCCCUCCCCACCGCACCCUGCUCUCUCACAUCCAGCCCCAGCCAGCCCAGUCCUUACCAUGCUUCCUGCGCCCCUGUCCCCCUCCCAUUUACCUCCGCCUCCCCACUCCCCUUUACAGCUCCCCCAUCCCUUAUCACUUCUGCCCACUGACCAAUCCCCCUUCCCACAAUCCCCCCUCGCGCUCCCCCCUCCUUCCCCCACAGUGACCCCCCUCCCCCCGCCUCUCCCCCUCAGCUUCCCCUGGCUGCUUCUCCCUGGCACCUCCAUCCCCCCCAACCUUACUUGGCGCCAGUCCUCCCACGCAGUGCCCCUCAUAUGGGCGGCGAGCAGUGGCGGGAAGGGGGAGGGUGAGGGAGCGGGAGUAGGGGGAAAGAGGAGGAGGUGCUUGGCUGGAUUGACAGACACAGGGGGAGAAGGGGGGGUGGCGGAGGGGAGGGGGAAGAGGAAGAGGCGGGACAGGGAGAGAGGGAACGGGUGGAGGGAGAGCAGGGCGGAUGGGGGCAUGAAUGGUAUGGCACUUGCUGGUGCUGCUGCUGCUGGUACUGCUGGUGGUAAUGCUGCUGUUGCUGGUAACGAUGCCAGUGGUGGUGGUGGUGCUGGUGGUGGUGGUGGUGGGGGUGGCGGGGGCGAGGGGGGGGUGGGGGGGAUGAGCAUGCGGUUGCGGCGAGCGGUGAAGUCACCCUCUUGGCUGCUGCAGGGCGUGAGGGGUGCGGGGGACGACGGAGCAGGUGAGGGGGAGGAGGCGGACGAGGGGGACGAAGGAGGUGCAAGAGGGGUGGGAGGGGCGGGGGAGGAGAGGAGGCGGAGGGGCGGGGGUGCGCAGGUGGGGGGCGAGGGGUGGGUGUAUGGGGUGGAGGAGGAGUGGGUUCCCACCAGUGCUGUGUGCCGCAGGCGGCGAUCUGAGUCCACUCGGCGGGCUCGCGCUGUGGGAGAGAGACUCUCUGGAGAGAGGGUGGAUGGGGUGAGGGUGGAUGCUGCACAGCAGCAGCAGCAGCAGCAGCAGCAGCAGGAGGAGCAGGCGCACAGGGCGACUGGCAUGCUGUCUUGGCCUCUCACUGACGGUACUGCUUGCACUGCUGGUGCUGCUGGUGCUGCUGGUGCUACCGCUGGUGCUACCGCUGGUGCGGUGUGGCAUCAUGGUGGUGUUGGCAGCGCUACUCGCACACCAACCGGAGUGCGGAAGAAGCGGCGAGGCAGCAGCUCCUCUGUUGUCGUCGCUGCCUCUGCUUCUGCUUCUGCUGCAGCGCCCCCUGCACUUUGUAUCGCUGCUGAUGGCGCCACAGGCAAUGGGAUUGCCAGAGCAGCAGCAGCGCCAGCAGCAGCGUCAGCAGCAGUGGUUGUGUCACCCCUGCCCCAUGCUCACUCUCCCCGCACCAGCCACCGCACGUGCCGGCAGGGGUGGCGGGCAGCAGGGGGGGCAGCUCGGCUGAUAGCUUAUCGCGGCCGGGAGGUGACUGCUGGGGAGGGUGGGUCUGAGGAGGGGCGUUUCAAUGGUGCGGGGGAUGCGGGGUUGUUGGCACAGGCAGGUGGAGGAGAGGAGGGGUUGGCAGAGAGAGGGAGAGCGGUGGGGGUAGAGACACCUGGUGUGUUGGCUGUUGGCGGUCCGCUGCAGUCAUAUGUUGGUGGGGUACAGGCAGGGAUGAUUGCGGACGCUGCAGUGUCAGGGGUUGUAGCAACGGCAGGUGUAGGGGCAGAGGGAGGAGCAGCAGGGAGAGUGGUGCGUGGUGGUAGGGACGUGCAUGUGCCCCUGUUGCAGCCAGAUGCUGCUGGAGCAGCAGAGAUGGCAGAAACAGGGGCAGCAGGAGCGGUGGGAGAAGGAGAAGCAGCAGCAGCAACUGCAGCGCCUGCAGCAGUGCUAACGCCUGGUGCAGCAGCAGCGGUGCUUCCAGUGGUCGCAACAGCAGAGGGGGGUGUGCAUACCAUGCCUUUAGGGGGGCGGACCAAAGUGCCUAUAUGGGGGACGCAGUACAAGCGGCGCAGGGUGGAGCGGCGGAGGGGAGAGAGGGGGUGCAGUGAGAGUGGGGGGGAGGGCAGCAUGGACACAGGGCCAGUGGAUGAUGACAUGGGGCGCAGGGGAGAGGUGCAUGGUGACUUUGGCAUGACAGGCGUGGGGCACAUGGGAGACAUGGGGGAUGUGGGGGCAGUGGGGGGUGUGGGAGGGAAUGGAGCAGGUUGCGAGGGUGUUGAGAGCGGUGCAGAUGGCGCGCAUUCCAGUGGCGCUGGAGGGAGUGGCGAGAUGGAGAGCAGCAGUGGCGUGGAUUUGAUUCUCUCUGCCUCGCACAGCUGGAGCAGCAGCCAUGGCGUGUCAGCGGGAGCGGCCGCAUCAGGCAGUGUAGGGGGGACGGAUAAGGGCAGCUGCAGGCAUGCCAUGCUCACGCGUGGGUCACACGGGCAUGUGGCACAGACACAUGGGUCGGAGGGCCGUGCGUCUCACAUGCAUGUGUGCCACACAGAGGCUGUGUCGCGAGAGCGGUCGCUGCUGGCAUGUGUGAAGGACGAACUCAUGGUUGAGGCUGCCUCGCUGGCAGCUGGGGAGAGGCUUGUUGGGGGGCAAGCUGCUUCGACACAAGCACCAUCGGAAGUACCAGCAGCAGCAGCAGCACCAUUAGCAGAACUACGAGUUCCCACAGCAGCGGUUUCUGCAUUGGAAGAGAACGCGUGUCAUGAGGUAUCAGCGCUUGAUGUCUCAGCUGUUAGCCAGCAGCAGGUGCAGUGGGCGGGGAAGGAGGAGCCGCAGGAGCUGGAGGAGCCAGAGCAGCGGGCGGAGCAACGACAGGAGCGCAAGGAGCAAGAGGAGGAGCAGGACCGGCAGCAUCAACAGCAGGAGGAGCAGCAGCAGCAGCAGCAGCAGGCAGCCCGGUUGUCAGCGCGAGGAGCAGCCCACCGGUCGACAUUCAAGCUGGAGAGGCUGAGCCUGCUCUCCCUCUCUCCUCUUGUGGGCCGCUCUGGGUCUGCAGGCAAUGAUGGGCCGCUGGGGCUGGCUGAGGUGGGGGGGAGGAGACGCAGCAGCAGACUGCUGGAAGGGCAGGGGGCAGGGGAGGAGGGCGAGAAGGGGAAGGCGGGAGGGGGGGUGGGCGAGAAGGGGAAGGCGGGAGGGGAGAGGGCAGAGGAAGGGGUGGUGGGAGGGAGGAAUGUGGAGAGUGGUGGUGAGGGGAAGCAAAGGCGGCGAGUGGGGGUGGUGGCGGCUGCUGGUGUGGCAAGAGGGGUUGGUGCUGGUGCUGCUGGUACGGGGGAGGUGAGAGGGAAGGGGCAGAGCAGCAGCAGGGGGGCAAGCGGAGCAGAGAAGCGAGUGCUGUUCCUGAAUGGGGUGGGGGCGGGGGAGAGGAGGGGGUGUGUGAGUGCGCAAGGCCUUGACGCGUCAGAAGAUGGAGAUGUUGUGGAGGUGCAGGGGGAGGAGCGGGGGAGGGAAGGCGGGGAAGAGGAGAGCAGCAGGGGAUUCGACUCAGCAGCAGCUACACCGCUCCCCCGCGCCACACUGCUGUGGUCCCCCGGCCCUCUGCUGCUCCCCCCCUCUGGCGCCCCACCCUCCCCGUGGCGCUUGGAUGGAGUGGGUGAGAGAGAGGCGGAGAGGGAGGUGGAGAGGGGGAACGAAGGGAGAGAUCUGCAGGUGGUGAGGGCGGAAGUGAAGGAGGAGGAGGUGAUGGGGAAGGUGGAGGGGGAAGGGGAGGAGAGAGCGAUGGGCAAGGGACAUGAUGGCCAGUUGGACACAGUGCGAGUAGGGCCCAGUCUUGCAGAUGCAAGCAUUCAAGAGGUUGCAGCAGAGAAGGGAGAGGCAGCAGAGCAGAAAGGAGCAGCAGCAGGAGCAGGCACAGGGAUUCACACGGAGGAGGUGAAGCUGGAACUUGCAUUGCCUGCAGAAGCCUCUCACACGCCUAUCAUCCCUACCCUCAUGCAAGCUGCUCCCUCUGCUUCCUCGGAUGUUGCCGCCUCUGCUCCAGGGAAUUUUCCCGGCAAUCCCAAGGGAGGCAACCUGGUUACCACCUCCAAGCAUCAGCACGUUACCAUCGCCUUCCACCACAGGCACCUCGCCCUUGUGUUCCCCAUUGGCCCCGUCACCCACGACACUGAUGUAUCAGAGGAGGCGACUGGCCGCUCCCCGUGA